Messenger RNA from Kalmanozyma brasiliensis GHG001, 1740 nucleotides. RefSeq names its product Cytochrome P450. The transcript has a single exon. Gene Ontology annotation, molecular function: heme binding; monooxygenase activity; oxidoreductase activity, acting on paired donors, with incorporation or reduction of molecular oxygen. Bases 1 to 1740 code for a protein of 579 amino acids. The record is from RefSeq and is a predicted model, not a curated record. NCBI's taxonomy places the organism in Eukaryota, Fungi, Basidiomycota, Ustilaginomycetes, Ustilaginales.
AUGCCGGCUUUCUCCUCUUUCAGCGCCGCCAGCUCGGCAGCCAAGCACAUUGAGCUGCGCUCGGACAACGCAUAUGUGCAGCAACUUGUCGACGCCGUCAAUGCCAUACUCGACCGUACCGGGCUGGCUCUGCCGCUGCUCGCACUCACGCUGCUCUUCCUCACCAUCAAAUAUCACAACCGCACGCUCUUCUCCAAGCCACCGCGGAAAGAGCUCUACUACCCACCUGCGCGCCCUCUCAUCGGACACACGCUGUCUGCCAUGAAGAACACCAAUGCCAUUCUCGACUGGUUCCUCGAGAAUGCACGCAAGCAUCCCAUCGGGUUUUCAGUCUCGGUCGCAGGCACCGGCGCUGGUCAGAUGCACAUCGUUCAUCGCCCCGAGUACAUCGAGUACGUACAGAAGACCAACUUUGACAACUUUGAAAAGGGUGUCGAGUUCAAAAAGCGCUUCGCCGACUUGCUCGGCCAAAACGGCAUCUUCAAUUCGGACGGCCAUGUCUGGAAGGCGCAGCGAAAGAUGGCCUCGCACAUCUUCUCCGUCUAUCAAUUCCGCACCUGGGUGCAGACGGUGGUCCACCGCGAGCUUGACAGCGUCGUCGGCAUUCUCGACGGUCUGACACAGGGCAAGUCGCGUAACGACCCUGCCACCUUGUUGCUGCCGGACCUCUUCUUCCGCUACACACUCUCCUCUUUCGGCAAGAUGGCGUUUGGCUCCGAUAUCGACUGUCUUAGUUCCGACCCGGACUGCCUUCAUCACGAGGUCGAGUUCUCGAGCGCUUUUGACUUUGUCCAGAUGGUCAUCGACAAGCGCUUCCGCACGCCCAUGUGGCAGCUUGUCGACCGCUUCUCGUCCGAAGGCAAGAAGAAUGCAAAGAUGGUCAAGAAGAUCAACGACUUUUCACGCACCAUCAUCGACGAGCGUCUUCGCGAGAGGGAGGCCGGCAUUCAGAAGGAGAAGAAGACCUCGGACGGCAAAGAGGGCAAGGACCUGCUCGACCUGUUCAUGGACGUCACCACCGACCGCGACGAUCUCAUCUCGGUGGUGCUCAACUUUAUCAUUGCCGGUCGCGACACCACAGCCCAAGGUCUCUCGUGGCUCUUCUACGAGCUGAUGAAGCAGCCGCAGUAUGUUGAAGAGAUCCGCAAAGAGGUGCGCAGUGUGCUCGCCGAGACAGACGGCAGCAUCCGCAAGCUCGACUACGACGCUGCCAAGGAUCUCGUCUUUACGCAGGCCUGCUUCAACGAAGCCAUCCGUCUGCACCCGCCGGUGCCCAAGAAUGGCAAGCGCGCCAUCAAGGACGACGUGAUUGUGCCCCAGGGUCCCACUGCUGCUGGUUUGCCGCCCAUCAAGAUCUAUGCCGGCGAACUGCUUUCGUGGUCCGACUGGGUCAUUGCGCGCAACCCCGACGUGUGGGGUCCCGACUGCUGCGAAUUCAACCCGUACCGCUUCAUCGAGACCACCAAGGAGGUGGACGGCACCGAGACCCGCAGUCUCAAGAACUACGGCCAGUGGAAGUUCCACGUCUUUAACGGCGGUCCUCGUCUCUGCCUGGGAAUGACGUUGGCCAACUACGAGGCUCUGAGCAUGGUCGCUGCCGUGAUCGACAGGUACGAUUUCGGAUGGGGUACCAAGGCGCAGGGUCAGACGGCGGAUUGGCCGUUGCAAUAUCUGCCCUCGGUGACGCACCCUUCGCAGAUGUAUACCGCCACUGUUGUUCGUCGUGAGCAGUCGUCGUAG